CCCUGUGAAAGACAGAAGGUGGCAGUCAGCGUGGCCGUGAGUUCCCAGGGGCUGCAGGCAGGGCUGUGCGGGGCAGUGAGCCCUGGGGCACCCCUCAGGUCCCUGGCACCCCCAAGGCACUGAAGCAGGGUCUAGGUGGGACUCCGGCACAGUGCCCCGACCAGGGGCUCAGGUCUGGUGUGAAGGAGCAGGGGGUCAGGCAUCCGGAGACCUGUCCCUGCCGUGCAUCCCCUGUGGGCAUGGUGCAGCCGCAGGUCAUGCCACGAGCCCUGCAGCAACCCCGGUGCUGCCCAGUCGGGGGUGCCCAGCGGUGCCUCCCCGGGCACUCCUCCUCUGGCUGCCCAUCACCAGCCCGUCCUCGUGCUCCCUCCCCUGGGAGCUGGACACAGCCAGACCCACAGGGCACCACCAGCAUGACGAGGUCCCCAGGCAAUAGCAGCAGCUCUGUGCACACACAAAACCCUGCAACGACCAGAGUGUUCCGAGCCUCCCUGCUCACACCGUGGUUUCCCCAGCCUAGCAGUGCUGGUGAGCCACCGGCCAAAAAGGCCACUGGCUGGGCACUGUGGACAGCUGGUGCUGGGGAACGGAGCCUCUGCUCAGCCCCAGCCCAGUGUGCCCUGCUCCAUAGCUCAAAGAUUGCUCAAAGCUGCCCAUUCCCCAAAUUCUGGCAGCCCAGGACAAGUCCCCUUCUACUGUGGGCAAGCUGGAACGUCCCCAGCCCCACGUAGCCAUCGGAGGUGCCUUGCUCCAGCCCCGCAUGGGGUCUAGGGACAGCCCCGUUUCCGCCUGCCACCACCACCCUGGCCAUCUUGGUGGGAAAAGCCAGGCCUGAGACUUCUCUUCACCCGCAGCGUGGGGCUGGGGACCUCAGCUGCCGUCUCCAGGGAGGUGGCAGCGGGGGAAGACGUGCAGGAAGGAAUGCACUGGGCUGCGCAUCCCACCGCUGGGAAGCAAAACAUCUGCCGGGAGCUCGCCUGGGGGAGGGAGGUGCCCUCGUCCUCCCUGCUCUGUCCUCAUCACAGCCUCCUCAUCCUCAGGAGGGGCAAAAAAGCAAAAGCCAAAAAAAGGGUGCUGCAAGGCCUGCCCUUCCCCCCUUGUCUCUGCUCUCGUUUUGGCCCAGUUUCCCAGGGAAACGGGGCUCACAUCCAUAUGCCAUGCGGCUGCCAUCCUGUGCUCAGCCUCUCUGAACCAAGUAGCCAAAGUAAAGCACUCAGCCCUGCCAGGAGCAAGUGUGCACAAGGCGGGGGCAUCGUCCCACCUCCAGCCUCGCCACCGCCCCAUGGCAUCCCCUGGCAGCACCGUGCUCCCUGCGUGGCUGCGGGGACAGCUGGGACGCUCGGAGCCACCGAUCUCAGCCUCCCCGUAAUGCCCGGACACGUUUACGUGCAGCUCCCAGGACGAGAUUUACAGCCCAGCCCCCGCACAAUGACCACAUGCUCAUUAAUUUCACCAGCCCCACUUUGCUCGUCCCCUUGCUCGCAUGGCACGGAUGUGCCGCGUGCCCACAGGACACACCAGGGCUGGACCCAUGGAGCCCCCAACGUGCGGGUGCCACCAGCUGCCACCGCUUGCCCGGCCGGGCGCUCCCCAAAGGGUGCCCACGCAGGGCAGUGCUCGCGACGCCUCGGUGCCACCGGACCCGCGGGUCCUGCCCUGGCUCCUGCCACGCUCACCUCCAGCCUUCGCCUCCGUGUCCCUGCGUCCCCAGCCGGGCAAGCGCCGGCGGCCGCCCGCUUCCUCGGUGGCGGUACUGGGCUGCGCCAGAGCCGGUCCCAGCGCUGGCCCUCCCCGCGGUUACAACACAGCGCCCUUUCCCCUCUCCAGCACAGCCGCUCCUGCCACCCCACACCUGCCAGCGCCGUGGGGACAUGGCUGCGGCCACCUCCUUCUGCCGUCACAUUAUAACCCACCACUGGG
Cygnus olor (mute swan) is the source of this 1920-nucleotide messenger RNA. RefSeq lists its product as uncharacterized. The transcript is spliced from 2 exons. The record is from RefSeq and is a predicted model, not a curated record. Lineage: Eukaryota; Metazoa; Chordata; Aves; Anseriformes; Anatidae. The coding region runs from base 922 to 1908 and encodes 328 amino acids.